GAGCGACUGUGUUCUCCGUCCUGCCCAGUGUCACAAAUCAUGCUGCUCGUCUGGGACGAAAACAAAGCUUGAGUCCCAAGAUGAAGGCAGAGAAGGAGGCUCCUUCAAAAGCCAAAAUAAUUUCCCAGAUUUUAUUGCUCAUGUGUCUCGGUUCCUUCAAUUCAGGUGGGGUUCUGGCAGUGAAUAUGACUAUCCCCAACACUCUCAUUAGAGGCACAGUAGGAGGGGAGGCCCUUCUGUCAGUCCGCUACACUAGUUUCAGCGUCGACCUGCCAGUCAUCAAGUGGCAGCUCAAGAGGGAAAAGGAUGUCACUGUCGUCCAGUCGAUUGGAACUGACAUCAUCGGGACCCUGAGGCCUGACUAUCGUGACCGCAUCCUGGUAUUUGAGAACGGGACUCUGCUUCUCCACAACCUCAGACUCUCUGAUGACGGAACUUAUGACGUGGAGAUCUCCAUCACAGACGAUACCUUUACAGGAGAGGGCAGCAUCACACUCACUGUGGAUGAGUCUAUAUCCAGGCCCUAUAUCAACAUGGAGUCUUCAUCGGUCCUGGAGCUCAGCGAAAACGUCGUCCUCAACUGCUCCCAUGACAAUGGAACCAGGACUACGUACAGGUGGUUCAAAGGUGGAAAGCCACUGACCAACGUGACGAGGUUCGUCUUGUCGACUGACCAGAAGUUCUUGACCAUCACUCGGGUGCUGAUGGCAGAUGAUGACGUCUACACAUGCAUGGUGGAGAAUCCUGUGGGCAAUAUGACAAGUCUACCCAUCAGGCUGACCGUAUACAGAAGAAGUUCCCUCUAUAUUAUUCUUUCCACUGGAGGCAUCUUCCUCCUCAUCACCUUGGUAACAGUAUGUGCCUGCUGGACGCCUUCCAAAAAGCCAAAACAUCCACCUAGAAAGCCUCUCUCCAGGUUCCAUCACUCACCAAUCAGUCACACGGAUGACUUGCUUCCAAAAGAGCAUAAUGGAAUAAAUGCAGUAACUUCACUUUACAUCCUGCAGCAAAAGGAUCCUUCCAUGGACGACUCAUCCAGCAACAGCAUUGGAUCUCCUUCUGAACUUGACAACCCGCCGUGUUACACAGUUCACGGUUCCCCCAAAUACACUGGUUCUCAGUCUAAUGGGUCCCCUGCCCGGUCCUCCCACAGGUACACCUGAAAGCUCAUCGGUUUUAACUCAACGCAUCGCGGCAAGUGGAAAGUCAGACGUGCUACCGUAUACCGCUCCCGACUCUGCAACUUCCUGCACAUCCACCCGGAGUUUGAGAAAGAUCUCAAAACUAUUUCCUGGGGUUUUACAGUAAUGUCAUUACUGCCUUGAUCUGUUUUUAUUAAAGGAAACUGUAACUUAAAUAUAAGUUGAAAAAUGUAAGAGAAAUACCAAGGCAGUGUUUAAACAGCUUUGAAGCCUCUAUUUACAACUUACCACCAUCAUUGUCGGUUACUGGAACUACGAAAGCCCAAAUUUGGGAAAUGGCAUGAAGUCUGCAUUAAGCUGAGGUGGGGUCGGUAAGAUGCAAUUGUCAAACUGUAGUGUGAUAAAGAUCCUUCUCUUCACGCUUUUUUUUUUUAAUUCAAAAAUCAUCACCAAACAGGACGAGGGUUUGUUGUUUGUUAAUGUUAAAAAAUAUAUAUAAAGUUUGUAAAAAUCACGCUCAGAAAUUCUACUCUGUUACAGUGAUACGUGUGAUGUUUUCUGAAGUGUUAAAUAAAAUCUAGCAGUUUUACUUUGUAA
Messenger RNA from Dicentrarchus labrax (European seabass), 1739 nucleotides. RefSeq names its product hepatocyte cell adhesion molecule-like. Lineage: Eukaryota; Metazoa; Chordata; Actinopteri; Moronidae. The transcript has 7 exons. The coding region runs from base 81 to 1163 and encodes 360 amino acids. The record is from RefSeq and is a predicted model, not a curated record.